AGCAAGCAACAAGAAGGAAGAGCAAUGGCGACAUUGGAUCGCCAACUACCAAGUCUGGAUACGUUCCUGUGCAAACCGUGGUCUAUCUUUACCGACGCAGCUGAAUCACUUUACACCGACAGCGCACUCAUUGCUGAAAAUCAAGGGAAACAUUUUUUGAACAGAAAGGAAGUGAUGAAACUGAACAGAGAAGAUAUGCACUUGUUUGGCCAGUUUCCCACUCAUGACGAAUUCUUGCUCGUCGUAUGCAAUGUCUGCGAACAAGUCAUCAAACCUCAGGGGUUCCUGACGCAUAACGAGAGGAGGCACGGCUCUCCCGGUGGCUCCAGGGCCCCUCUGGUUCCCAUGAAGCCCAAAGAGUCAGUGAGCCACAGUGGGGUGGAGGCGCUGCCCUUCCGUGUGCCCCGCGACUACCCCCACUCGCGCUUCAGCAAGGCCCCACUCGCCGUGUACCCCCCCAAAGGAGCCCGCGCCAAGGCCUGUGUGUCCAUGCCAGUGGUGAGUUUGGAGAAGAUGCCCUGCUUUGGACGGGCAGAGGGCAGUCACGUCAAAGUCUCCUCUGGCUCUUCAGCCCCCAGCACCUCUUCUUUCCCCUACUCCUCUUCCUCCUCCUCCUCCUCCUCCUCCUCCUCCUCUCAGUCGCCGGCCGCCUCCCUCAAGUCCUCCUCGCUAGCCUUCCACAAGCCUCAGGAGAAGUUUGUGAACGGUCGGGGCCCGGCGACGCCGCGCUCGGUCACGCCACCUUCGGCGCAAGACGGCCUUCGGCGCAGCCCCUCGCGCUCCCCGCUGGACAAGCGUCCCACCCCCUCCCCCUCCGCCUCUCAGGACAGGAGGCCUAGUGCGUCUCCCUCUCCGUCCUCAUUGGACAGAAGGCCCAGCGCCUCGCCUUCCCUGUCCUCAUUGGACAGGAGGCCCAGUGCCCCGCCCUCUCCCUUGGAAAAGAAGCACCAAAAUGGGACGAAAGGCAGCCGGCACAAGAGAGUGUCAGGGAGGAUCUUUGAUCCUAAUAAGCACUGUGGAGUCCUGGAUCCAGAAACCAAAAGGGCUUGCACCCGGUCUCUCACUUGCAAGACUCACUCCCUGACCCAUCGCCGCGCUGUACCCGGGAGGAAGAAAGACUUUGACGUCCUCCUGGCCGAGCACAAAGGGCGAGCAAAGGAGAAGGAUGGCGGGCACAAACGGGAGAGUCAGACUGGCAGCCAGCUCAACCAAUCGCACGACACUACGCCAAGCGGGCCGGCCCACUGCCCCAAUGACAAAACCACUUCCACUUUGCGGCUACGCCUGGCUAACACACACAUGCACAGGUCUGUGGGCAGCGGGGGCGCGGUGAUGCUGAGCUCCUCUGCGGUGCCCGCCCCUGACCCUGCGCCCAGCUGGCAGAGGGCAGCUGCGGAAAGUCGCCUGUCCAGCGACGAGGGCGAGACGGAGGCGUCCGAGGACCCCGAGAAACCAACCUGCCAUUACUCUCCGCGCCAUCCACACCCAAUGAGUUGCUGUGCCUUCAACAGCAGGCUGAUGGGGAGAGGUCAUUAUGUCUUCGAUCGGCGUUGGGACAAGAUCCGGCUGGUGUUGCACUCCAUGGUGGAGAAGCAUGUGAAUUCUCAGAUGUGGAAGAAGGUACCCUUGGCAGCAGAGAGUUUGGCAAGUAACUCCCCUAGCCCUUCAGACUCUUCCUCCUCCAGUUCGGGUGUGCUCUUCUCUCCCCUGUUUGCCUCUCCUGCUGCCCCUCCGUCUCUGGAUGGGGUCUCCGUCGUCUCGUACUCCACAGCCUUCCCCCACAACGGAGGCGGAAUCUUCUGCAUCAGGGACCCCGACCCGCCGACUCCAGCGUCCUCUUCCUCCUUUGCCAAACCGCCUCGGACUAAACCUGCCAAGUCCCCCAGGGCUCAGAGCGAGGGGCCUGGCGCCAAGAGGCGCAAGCCCUCCGAGGGGAGCUCCCACCGGAAGAACGGAAACGGCUACCACCCGCCUGCCUCUCCUCUACCGCCCCCUUCAGGGCCUGCCAUAAUCAGCAACGGCACAGCCACGCUCUGCAUCAAGAGCAAGUCCCCCAGUCGGAUUGGGCAGGGGCUCAAAGACGCGGGAAGGUACGCAAGUGGCGGGCAGGUGGGUGCGGGCAGCUCGCUCCAGGGCGACCACGCGCUCACCACGCACGGCCCCACACCGUUCAGCGCCAUGGCGAUGGACGGCAGGAAGCGCAAGAGCUCUGGCUUGGGGGAGAAGUCGGGGAAGGUGACCAAGACAGCGGGGCUGGACAGCAUCUUCAGGAAGAGCAGCUUGAGCCUCCUGGCCCCUCUCCCCGAGUCGCCACACAACCCUCACCUGCGGCAGCCCAAGGUGCACCACUGACUUAAUGGAUUAUCAAACUAAGGAGAAGGGACCGAUGCUCAGCACAAACAGACUGUUAACUCUACAUCCUCCAAGCCCUUCUUCCUCCGCCUGUGUUGCAGGGCUGACUGGAAUUGUAACUGAUAGACCAGAGCAGUGAAAUCUAGCUGUGUGCCCAUUGUCUAUCGGAGAGACCUCUGAGCUGUGGUUGUUGUUGGUGGUGGAACCCUGUGUGUGUGUGUGUGUGUGUGUGUGUGUGUG
Molecule: messenger RNA, 2592 nt
Organism: Alosa alosa (allis shad)
Lineage: Eukaryota; Metazoa; Chordata; Actinopteri; Clupeiformes; Clupeidae
Gene: atxn7l1
Product: ataxin 7-like 1
Exons: 11
Coding region: 25-2352 (775 amino acids)
Source: RefSeq, a predicted model, not a curated record